Chironomus riparius is the source of this 810-nucleotide messenger RNA. Lineage: Eukaryota; Metazoa; Arthropoda; Insecta; Diptera; Chironomidae. The record is from the annotation of a GenBank genome assembly.
AUGGCCUUACAAAGAUCACCGAUCAUCAUUUUAGUAUUAUUCAUUGCCGCAAUCACAAUAACUAACAUAACAACCUCCACAGUACCCCAAACUGACGAAGUCUCCCUGGUUCUCAAAGCAAUCUACGUCAAGGUAAAUUCACGACCCCUCGCUGACCUCCAAAGAAAUCAAAAGAUUCUCCGAUUCGCUAAUCGGAAUUGUGUGUUCAACGAACUCAAUGCAGUUGACGAUGGAGACUUGACACACUUUGACGAGAUUAAUUGGACGGGUGAUAGAACUUUGAAGAUUAUUGAGGCUGUUUGGUAUGCAGCGCCACUUUGUGUCGACUUCUUCGAGGAACAAACUGAAAAAUAUUUUGAGGAAUUGAAAGAAUUGCUGAGAGACGAAUAUUAUGUCAAAAAGAUUGGAUGCUUUAAGUAUGGAUUGAUGGUUCGGAAUCCAGCUCUUGGUCAUCCCUUGCUAGUUGGAUUUGACAAAGAAUCGAUGAUCCAUAAUAUGUCGACAGCAUUGGAAUGUGAAAAUAUUUUGAGAGACUUUUUCAAUAAAUUUUUGAAUCCACAACUUGAGGCAGUUAAAAUUGAGAUGACGACACUUCAGAUUCAGAGAUGCAACGAGAGUUUCUACACACAAAAAGAAGAGAGGAAACUGAAUUUACUGAAAAUUGCAAUCAUAUCCAACACGAAUGAGAGAGUUCCAACAAAAUAUUUGAAGAUAACGAAAGGAGAGUUUAGAGAUGCAAUGAAGCAGCAGGGAAGGGUUAUGAAGGACUGUAUUUUGAAGGAUGUAAGGGCGAAUAGUAGAAGAAGUUAA